Neoarius graeffei (lesser salmon catfish) is the source of this 1308-nucleotide messenger RNA. It is a transcript of the gene arl6ip5a, whose product is annotated as ADP-ribosylation factor-like 6 interacting protein 5a. Gene Ontology annotation, biological process: negative regulation of transport. The coding region runs from base 25 to 600 and encodes 191 amino acids. The record is from RefSeq and is a predicted model, not a curated record. Gene Ontology annotation, cellular component: membrane. Lineage: Eukaryota; Metazoa; Chordata; Actinopteri; Siluriformes; Ariidae. The transcript is spliced from 3 exons.
AGCAGCUGUUUACUCAGAAGUGGGAUGGCUAAAGUCGAGUUAACGCCGCUUAGAUCGUGGGAUGAUUUCUUCCCUGGAUCUGAACGAUUUUCCAAACCUGACUUCCACGAUUUACCGAGAUGGAACAACAGAGUGGUCAGCAACCUGCUCUACUACCAGACUAAUUACCUGACUGUGGCUGUGGUUGUGUUUCUGAUAGUUGGGUUUAUGAACCCCAUCGGCAUGCUCACUGGAGCAGCAGCAGUAGUCCUAGCAGUGUUCCUUGGUGCUGUGUGGGCUGGAGACAACAAAGCUGUAAUCAAGAACUUUAAGAAGGACAACCCUACUCUGUUUGUCUUUUUAGUGAUGUUCGCCAGCUAUCUUCUUGUGUCUCUUUUCGGCGGAGUCAUGGUCUUCUUGCUGGGGAUUAAACUCCCACUAAUCUUGAUCUUCGCUCAUGCUUCUCUGCGUCUGCGCAACAUGAAGAACAAGCUGGAGAAUAAGAUGGAGAGUGCAGGGCUGAAAAAGUCACCCAUGGGCAUUCUACUGGCAGCACUCGGCCAACAGGAAGAGAAUUUAAGCAAGAUUCAAAACUUCCUGGAGAGCAAACUCAAGGAGUGACAGUGAAGUUUUCUUGUCUUCAGUCUGCAUGAUCUAGAGCUGGGUGUACAGAUGAUUCACAUCUGCAAAAGAUGUGCGAAAGUAUACUUGCUUGCAGUGAGAUGUCCAUCAAGUGACAUGAUGAGGUCAUUUGCAAAUGUUGCAAAGCACAAUUUUUCUAUAAAAUAUCUAUAAAUAUAUUUUUCUCCCCAAUGGAAGAACCAAAGAUUGAGAAUUGUGAGCUGUAGGAUGGGAAUGUUGUAUGUAUGAUGUGAUGGUCACAUGAAAAUGACUCAUGAUGUCUUGCCAGAUGAGUAAACUGUCUUCUGAAUAUAACAUAACUUGAAGGUACACUUCUCAUACCUGGUGGGUUUAUGAGCUUUAUUUAAUCUAUGAUGAACCAAAGCCUGUUGGUAUUAUUUGGUUGUUUUCUAGGAGUUUCCUCUCUUUUGAAUGCGUCUCAUUUAACUUGAACUGGAAUGGACAGCAGUAUGUCCUGGUUCAAGAGGAAAUAGCACACAGACUCAUUUAGACUGUGGAAGUAUUUGCGUUCAACAUAACUCAAAAUAUUGUUUGUCAGCUGCUAAAUCAAAAUACAAAUGUUUUGUAUUAAUAAUGAACUAUUCAUUAACCUGUUGUUAAUGUCUAAAAAAAUUCAGUGUUACAUUUUGUCUGAAAGGGAUUAAUUACAACACUCCAUGAUGUUUUUGAAUGACAAAUAAAAAAAAA